Molecule: messenger RNA, 3129 nt
Organism: Rhinopithecus roxellana (golden snub-nosed monkey)
Lineage: Eukaryota; Metazoa; Chordata; Mammalia; Primates; Cercopithecidae
Product: zinc finger protein 729-like
Exons: 9
Biological process (GO): regulation of cytokine production; negative regulation of transcription by RNA polymerase II; regulation of immune system process
Source: RefSeq, a predicted model, not a curated record
AUGUCUUUUUGAUUAGAAAAAUAUACAAGACUUCUUCUGUAUCAUGUAAAUAUAGCACUAAAAAAAUACAUGUUUGGACCAUUGACAUUUCAGGAUGUGACCAUAGAAUUCUCUCUGGAGGAGUGGCAAUGCCUGGACACGGCUCAGCAGACUUUAUAUAGGGAUGUUAUGUUAGAGAACUACAGAAACCUGGUCUUCCUAGGUAUUGCUGUCUCUAAGCUAGACUUGAUAGCUUGUCUGAAGCAAGGGAAAGAGCCUUGGAAUAUGAAGAGACAUGAGAUGGUAACUAAACCCCCAGUUAUGCGUUCUCAUUUUACACAAGACCUUUGGCCAGAUCAGAGCAUGAAAGAUUGUUUCCAAGAAGUAAUACUGAGAACAUAUACAAGAUGUGGACUUAAGACUUUACAAUUAAGAAAAUAUUGUAAAAGUGCCAAUGCGUGUAAGUUGCAUGAAGAAGGUUAUAAUAAACUUAACUAUUGUAGGACAACUACCCAGAGAAAAAUAUUUCAGUGUAACAAAUACAUGAAAGUCUUUCAUAAAUAUUCAAAUUCAAAUAGAAAUAAGAGAGUGCAUACUGGAGAGAAAAUCUACAAAUGUGAAGAAUGUAGCAGAGCUUUUAAGGGGUCCUCAAAUUUUAAUGAACGUAAGGUAAUUCAUACUGCAGAGAAACCCUACAAAUGUGAAGAUUGUGGCAAAACUUUUAACCAUUUCUCAGCCCUUAGAAAACAUGAGAAAAUUCAUACUGGAGAGAAACCCUACAAAUGUGAAGAAUGUGGUAAAGCUUUUAACCAGUCCUCAACGCUUAAAAAACAUAAGAUAAUUCAUACUGGAGAGAAACCCUACAAAUGUGAAGAAUGUGGCAAAGCUUUUAAUAGUUCCUCAACCCUUAUGAAGCAUAAGAUAAUUCAUACUGGGAAGAAACCAUACAAAUGUGAAGAAUGUGGCAAAGCUUUUAGGCAAUCCUCACACCUUACUGGACAUAAAGCAAUUCAUACUGGAGAGAAACCGUACAAAUGUGAAGAAUGUGGCAAAACUUUUAAGCAUUUCUCAACUCUUAGAAGACAUAAGGUAAUUCACACUGGAAAGAAACCCUACAAAUGUGAAGAAUGUGGCAAAGCUUUCAGCCAGUCCUCAACCCUUAGAAAACAUGUGGUAAUUCAUACUGAAGAGAAACCCUACAAAUGUGAAGAAUGUGGUAAAGCUUUUAGGUGGUCAUCAAAACUUACUUUACAUAAGGUAAUUCAUACUGCAGAGAAACCCUGCAAAUGUGAAGAAUGUGGCAAAGCUUUUAAGCAUUUCUCAGCCCUUAGAAAACAUAAGGUAAUUCAUACUAGGGAGAAAUUGUACAAAUGUGUAGAAUGUGGCAAAGCUUUUAGCCAGUCCUCAACCCUUAUGAAACAUAAGAUAAUUCAUACUGGGAAGAAACCGUACAAAUGUGAAGAAUGUGGCAAAGCUUUCAGGCAAUCCUCACACCUUACUAGACAUAAAGCAAUUCAUACUGGAGAGAAACCCUACAAAUGUGAAGAGUGUGGCAAAGCUUUUAACCAUUUCUCAGCCCUUAAAAGACAUAAGAUAAUUCACACUGGAAAGAAACCCUACAAAUGUGAAGAAUGUGGCAAAGCUUUCAGCCAGUCCUCAACCCUUAGAAAACAUGUGAUAAUUCAUACUGGAGAGAAACCCUACAAAUGUGAAGAAUGUGGUAAAGCUUUUAAGUGGUCCUCAAAACUUACUGUACAUAAGGUAAUUCAUACUGGAGAGAAACCCUGCAAAUGUGAAGAAUGCGGCAAAACUUUUAAGCAUUUCCCAGCCCUCAGAAAACAUAAGGUAAUUCAUACUAGGGAGAAAUUGUACAAAUGUGAAGAAUGUGGCAAAGCUUUUAACAAUUUCUCCACCCUUAUGAAACAUAAGAUCAUUCAUACUGGGGAAAAACCCUACAAAUGUGAAGAAUGUGGUAAAGCUUUUAAGUGGUUGUCAAAACUUACUGUACAUAAGGUAAUUCAUACUGGAGAGAAACCCUGCAAAUGUGAAGAAUGUGGCAAAGCUUUUAAGCAUUUCUCAGCCCUUAGAAAACAUAAGGUAAUUCAUACUGGAAAGAAACCCUGCAAAUGUAAAGAAUGUGGCAAAGCUUUUAGCCAGUCCUCAACCCUUAGAAAACAUGAGAUAAUUCAUAGUGGAGAGAAACCCUACAAAUGUGAGGAAUGUGCCCUUAAAAAACAUAAGAUAAUUCAUACUGGAAAGAAACCCUACAAAUGUGAAAAAUGUGGCAAAGCUUUUAACAAUUCCUCAACCCUUAUGAAACAUAAGAUAAUUCAUACUGGGAAGAAACCAUACAAAUGUGAAGAAUGUGGCAAAGCUUUUAAGCAAUCCUCACACCUUACGAGACAUAAAGUAAUUCAUACUGGGGAGAAACCCUACAAAUGUGAAGAAUGUGGCAAAGAUUUUAACAAUCCCUCAACCCUUAAGAAACAUAAGCUAAUUCAUACUAGGGAGAAAUUGUACAAAUGUGAAGAAUGUGGCAAAGCUUUUAACAAUUUCUCAGCCCUUCUGAAACAUAAGAUAAUUCAUACCGGGGAGAAACCCUACAAAUGUGAAGAAUGUGGUAAAGCUUUUAAGUGGUCCUCAAAACUUAUGGAACAUAAGGUAAUUCAUACUGGGGAGAAACCCUGCAAAUGUGAAGAAUGCAGCAAAGCUUUUAAGCAUUUUUCAGCCCUUAGAAAACAUAAUAUAAUUCAUACUGGAAAGAAACCCUACAAAUGUGAAGAAUGUGGCAAAGCUUUUAACAAUUCCUCAACCCUUAUGAAACAUAAGAUAAUUCAUACUGGGGAGAAACCCUACAAGUGUGAAGAAUGUGGCAAAGCUUUUAACAAUAUCUCAACCCUUAGGAAACACAAGAGAAUUCAUACUGGGGAGAAACCCUACAAAUGUGAAGAAUGUGAGAAACCCUACAAAUGUGAAGAAUGUGGCAAAGCAUUUAACCAGUCGUCACACCUUACUAGACACAAAACAAUUCAUACUGGAGAGAAACCCUACAAAGAGAAACCCUACAAAUGUGAAGAAUGUGGCAAAGCUUUUAACCAUCCUUCAACCCUUACUAAACAUAAGAUAAUUCAUACUGGGGAGAAACCCUAA